Molecule: messenger RNA, 1912 nt
Organism: Lolium rigidum
Lineage: Eukaryota; Viridiplantae; Streptophyta; Magnoliopsida; Poales; Poaceae
Product: IQ domain-containing protein IQM2-like
Exons: 7
Coding region: 1-1749 (582 amino acids)
Source: RefSeq, a predicted model, not a curated record
AUGGGCAUGCUCUUCUCGUGUCCGGUGGAGGUCGACGACGAAUGCGGCGGCCUCAUCGCCGAUGGGUCCGGCGGUGAGGCGGCGACGGUCCUGAAGGCGUCGCUGAGCUCCGGCAAGCUCCGGAUCGAGGGCUCCCUGAGCUUCAAGCGGGAGCAGCAGAGCCCCGGCGCCGGCUCGCUCCAGCUCGAGACCAAGAUCUCCAUCAGCACCACCUCGCCCCACGCGGUCACCGCGCCGCCGCUUCCGGUGCCCGUGCCGAGGGAGCUCGUCCGGACGCGGUUCGCCGACGCGGCCUCGGCGGCCUCGGCGGCGGGGGCGCCGGAGAGCCCGAAGCAGCAGGAGGCGGCGGCCGUGACGCUGCAGAAGGUGUACAAGAGCUUCCGGACGCGGCGCCGGCUCGCCGACUGCGCCGUGCUGGUGGAGCAGAACUGGUGGGAGCUGCUCGACUUCGCGCAGCUCCGGCGCAGCUCCGUCUCCUUCUUCGAGAUACAGAAGCAGGAGUCCGCCGUGUCCAAGUGGGCGCGCGCCAGGACCAGGGCCGCCAUAGUCGGGAAAGGGCUAUCGAAGGACGACAAAGCUCGGAAGCUCGCGUUGCAGCACUGGCUUGAAGCGAUCGACCCGCGCCACCGGUACGGCCACAAUCUUCACUACUACUACGACUGCUGGCUGCGGUGCGAAAGCAAGGAGCCAUUCUUCUACUGGCUUGACGUUGGUGAAGGAAAAGAGAUCAAUCUCGAAGAGCGGUGCACGCGGUCUAAGCUCCAGAGCCAGUGCAUCAAGUAUCUUGGUCCGAAAGAAAGAGAGGACUAUGAGGUUGUGAUCGAGGAUGGCGAGUUCAUGUACAAGAACAGCAGGCAAAUCCUCGACACGUCUGGUGGGCCGAGGGACGCGAAGUGGAUCUUUGUGCUCAGCACCUCCAGGAAUCUGUAUGUUGGGCAGAAGAAGAAGGGCACAUUCCAGCAUUCCAGCUUCCUCGCUGGAGGCGCGGCAUCUGCUGCGGGACGACUAGUUGUCGAAGAUGGCGUUCUGAAGGCUAUCUGGCCACACAGCGGGCACUACCGGCCGACAGAGGAGAACUUCCAGGAUUUCCAGAGCUUCCUCAGAGAGAAGAAUGUCGAUCUCAGCGAUGUCAAGAUGAGCCCGACUGAAGAGGAUGAGGAGUUCUGGAGCAGGCUCAGGAGCAUCCCUUCCGACCGGUGCGCCCAUGCCGACAAACCUGAAGAAGAAGCAGAAACGGUUCCUGCUGAAGAAACCACCACUUGCCGGACACCUCAGGUCGCUGAAACCACACCUGAAGAGGUCUCCCAGCACCACGAAGUAGGCAAUCAUCCUAGCCAACUCAAGACAUUCACAAGGCUGGAUUCAUUCGAAAAUGUCGUGAACACCGGAACAUCGACGGCCUGUGUAUCUGAAGGUCAUCAGAAAGGCAGCGAUGAUCAUCAGCCAGCGGUGCCAAGAGAGAAAAUCCUUGAGAGGGUCAACUCGUACAAGUUGGGGAAGCAGCUGUCUUUCAAGUGGACGACCGGCGCCGGUCCCCGGAUCGUGUGCGUCCGGGACUACCCGCCGGAGCUCCAGCACCGGGCGCUGGAGGAGGUGCACCUGUCGCCGAGGAGCGGCAGGGCGACGUCGCGGUUCUCGUCGCCGCAGAGGUCCGGCAGCCCCAUGUCGAGAGGGUGCGAACCGCUGACGCCGAGGGAGGCGUUUCAUCAUACAACGCAUCUGCAGCAGGGGGUACUGAUGAUUAGCUGAUGAUGAGUGAGCCAUUCGUUGUUCGUAGAUUGUGCAUAAUCGUAGAAGAAUAAAGACGGAGUAAAAGUACUCCUCGUGUACAUCCUGUAGCCAGCGAUAUAUACCGUGAUGUCCAACUGGACAAAGUACAAAGAUCAAUACAGAUUCUUUCAUUCUUUGCUCA